This is a messenger RNA of Ornithodoros turicata, 1737 nucleotides long. RefSeq names its product xaa-Arg dipeptidase-like. NCBI's taxonomy places the organism in Eukaryota, Metazoa, Arthropoda, Arachnida, Ixodida, Argasidae. The record is from RefSeq and is a predicted model, not a curated record. Gene Ontology annotation, molecular function: dipeptidase activity. The transcript has 6 exons. Bases 315 to 1541 code for a protein of 408 amino acids.
GUCAGCACAAUCGUCACAUCCAAGGAAGCGUUCAUUUAGAAGCAUGCAGUAACUCUUGCGACUUCAGAACGUGUCAGUGAGCUCGACGGGAAGCUCCUAUCAUUUCACGUUAGCUAGGCUGGGAGGCGUUCUGGCCAGAACCUUAACGCAAGGCUUGCGUACCUUCUAAGCUGUUUCUGCGAGAGAGAAAGCAGUUCUGGAAAAUUUUCUCUGAUGAGAAACGGUGUCAAAGCUUGACCACGGUACAUAUCAAGAUAAUCGCUGCCGGCGCGCGCCUGAUAAGAAAGCAAUAUACGUGUUUGACGAAGGAAAUCAUGGGCAGUCGUGAGACAAUGGCAACGACCGACGCACUGGCCCAACUGGUGAAAGACGCUGUAGACUCCAACGCCGAACUCCUGGACAGGAUUCAAGGAGACAUCUGGAGUCAUCCGGAACUGAAGUUCGAAGAGAGGAAGGCACACGAUCUCCUGACGGAAGAACUGCGAAGGGCCGGCUUUGAUGUCACCCCGUCGUUUGUCCUGCCGACAGCCUUCAAAGCAGAAUUCAUCUCGUCCAAGGGAACAGGUACAGGACCAACAGUGUGUUUUGUGGCGGAGUACGAUGCACUCCCUGAACUCGGUCAUGCUUGUGGCCACAACCUCAUCGCCGAGGCAGGCUUCGGGGCAGCGCUUGCUCUCAAGGAAGCUCUCCAAGUGUCGAACGCCCUCUCCGGUCGUGUCAUCUGCAUGGGGACGCCUGCUGAAGAAGGUGGUGCUGGAAAGGCUCUGAUGAUGAAAGGAGGCGCUUUUGCCGAUAUCGACGUAGUCCUUAUGGUCCAUCCGAGUGCCUUGAACGACAUAGCGCCCCCAUUCCUCGCUGUGGGAAAGGUUCGCGUGCGAUUCCAAGGAAAGGCUUCUCAUGCAGCGGGAUUUCCCUGGGCUGGUGUGAACGCACUGGAUGCUGCAGUGUCGGCUUACAGCUCAAUCUCUGUCCUCAGACAGCAGAUGAAACCCGCAUGGAAAAUACAUGGAGUCAUCACAAGAGGCGGUACAGCAGCUAAUGUCAUCCCCGAUGACACGGAACUGUAUUACUACUAUCGGGCUCCUGAUAACGCGGAGCUCGAGCAGGUGCGUCGACGCAUGGAGGCCUGCUUCCAGGGUGCAGCUUUAGCCACAGGAUGCACCGUCGACAUGGACUGGCAGGGAGGCUAUGAGGCCCUUCUUACCAACACUGUCCUCGCAGACACAUUUCGAGAACAUGCUCAAACACUAGGCGCCAACUUCUCGGACCGCCAGAAAUCGUCGCGCAUGGUUUUCAUGGCGUCAUCGGACAUCGGUCACGUGUCUCAGCGAAUCCCAACGAUCCAGCCCACGUUCGAAAUCUGCUGCGCACCCAACCACUCCAGGGAAUUCGCCUCCGCCGCAGGAAGCCGCGAGGCGCAAGGGCCGACUCUCAUCAUGACCAAGGCAUUGGCCCUGACGGGACUGGACAUUCUGCGGAAUCCCGAUCUCCUGCCCGAGGUCGUCAAGCACUUCCGCGAGCGGACAGGCAAUUCCUGCUAGACUCUGGCAGGUGUGAAAGCCGAGGUUAUGCUAUUGUGUUUUACGUGUGUGUGUGUCUGUGUGUGUGUUGGGCAGAAUAGCUUACACGCAUGCAAGUCGUUGAUUAUUCAUAUCAUAUGUUUUUAAUGAACACUGCGAGGAUCGUACUGCCACUCUGUAACAUUUAUCUGUGGAUAAAGUACACUUUGAAGUUUCA